UUUUUUUCUUUCGUAGGCUGACGAUGAUCAACACGAUCUCUCUCCGCCUUCCCCCCCCCCCCCCCUGCAGGAUGCAGCCCAAGAUGGAGGUGGGUGGGUGGCUAACGUUGCUUCUGAAAAAGGAGGGCCUUUACUCAUGGCCCGCCAUAUUUAUAUCUACGUGUAUAUAUAUAUAUAUCAACAUGGGGACGAUCCCAUCCCCCAGAAUCUAAUUGUACCAUUCCCCAUCUGUUGAUUCUUCCUUCACUCUUUCGGCGAGAAAUCAACAACAUAUAAUAUAGCGAGUUAGUGGCAGCAAGAAAAGAAAAAGAAAAAAGAACAUGGCAAGACUACUCCCCAGCCUCCUCCUCAGCGGGGCACUCACCUCCGCCCUCUCGCUCGACGUAAAAGACGCCGCCUCCAUAAAAAACGUCGCCGCGCAAGUCGCGAAGGGGAUCUACUACUACCACGACGCGAGCGCGAGCACGGGGCAGUUCCGGCAGCCGCAGCCGUGGUUCUGGUGGCUGUCGGGAUCGGCGUGGAACGGGCUGAUGGAGUACACCAUCUUCACGAACGACAGCACCUACAAAGCGGACCUGCUGGACUCGCUGGCCAAGAACGUGGGGCCGAACUACGACUUCGCGCCCGCCGAGCAGGCCAGCUGGGAGGCCAACGACGACCAGGUCUACUGGGUGUACAACGCGCUGACGGCGCUGGAGUACAACUUCGAGCCGCUGCCCUGCCAAACCGGGGGCACCGCCGGCGGCUGCAGCUGCGCCAACUCCUGGCUCUCGAUCAGCACGAACGCGUUCGAGGAGUUCGUCGCGCGCUGGAACAAGGACAGCGCGACGUGCGGCGGCGGGCUCAAGUGGCAGUACACCGAGAGCGCCAAGGGGUACUUCUACAAGAACUCCGUGACCAACGGCGGCUUCUUCCAGACCGCCGCGCGGCUGGCGCGGUACACGGGGAACCAGACGUUCGCGGACUGGGCGACCAAGAUCUGGGACUGGUCGUCCGCGGCGGCGGGCGUGGGCCUGGUGACCGCGGACUUCCACGUCUACGACGGCGCCGGCGACGCGCAGGGCGAGGACUGCAAGAGCCCCGACAAGACGGAGUGGAGCUACAACAUCGCGUCCUACCUGCACGGCGCCGCGCACAUGUACGCCUUCACCAACGGCGACGCGACCUGGGAGUCGCGCGUCCAGUCCCUGCUCUCGAGCGCGAAGCAAACCUUCUUCAGCCCGACCCCGGACGCGCCAAACGUCAUGUUCGAGCCCAAGUGCGAGCCGACGUCGACGUGCAACAUCGACCAGACGAGCUUCAAGGCGAGCCUGUCGCGGUGGCUCGGGAAGACGGCGGUGCUGGUGCCGAGCGUGAAGAGCACCGUCGUCGAGCUGCUGGAGGCGUCGGCGCGGGGGGCGGCGGCGAGCUGUACGGGGUACGAGAACUCGACGUGCGGCGUCAAGUGGAGCGCCGGCACGUUCGACGGGUACUCGGAUGUGGGCGUGGAGCUGAGCGCGCUGGAGACGAUACAGAGUCUGCUGGCGGUGGAGGGGCCGAAGUUGGGGGUUUUCAAGCCGAGUAAACGGCGGUAGAUGGCAUACGGCUUACAUGGAAUCUGGUUUGGUUUGGAAAAGGGAAAGCGAUAUAGGGUAUUGCGCUUGAACAUGUAUCUAACUGUAGGAUAGAUAUUCUAGACUGUAUAUAGGUCGCUUGUAUUAUUUGGCACUGGAUUUUGAAGGGAAAUAAAUAAUUAGGUACCCCUUA
Hypoxylon fragiforme is the source of this 1746-nucleotide messenger RNA. RefSeq names its product glycoside hydrolase family 76 protein. Gene Ontology annotation, biological process: carbohydrate catabolic process; fungal-type cell wall biogenesis. NCBI's taxonomy places the organism in Eukaryota, Fungi, Ascomycota, Sordariomycetes, Xylariales, Hypoxylaceae. The record is from RefSeq and is a predicted model, not a curated record. Gene Ontology annotation, molecular function: mannan endo-1,6-alpha-mannosidase activity. Bases 321 to 1574 code for a protein of 417 amino acids. The transcript has a single exon.